Messenger RNA from Linum tenue, 1660 nucleotides. NCBI's taxonomy places the organism in Eukaryota, Viridiplantae, Streptophyta, Magnoliopsida, Malpighiales, Linaceae. The record is from the annotation of a GenBank genome assembly.
GACAAAAAAGAGCUAAUCCACUAAUCUCCCUCCAUGAGAAUCAAAUCAACCAAUAAGGAGUAAGGACGAGAUGAGGUUUAAAUUAAAAUUUUGGAAUUUCUCAAUUUAAUCAAAACCACAGCUCCGCCAUAGAAACUGCCCAAAAAAUCUCUUCCCCAAAUCCCCCCGCCGCCGCCCAUUUCCUUCUCCAAUGGCGGCAACUGCUUCAUUCCUCCAGUGGAACCCACUCAAAUGGAAGCAAUUCCCUCCCUCGCUGCCGUCUCCUGCAAUUCGCUCGUCCUCCCGCUCUUUCCCUCUCAGAACCGCUGCGAAACCUGCUCUGAGGCUCACCGUCAGGUGUUCCUUCGUGGCGAAGCAUCUGAACCCCUCGAACGACAUUAAUGCCCCCACUACCUCGGGUUCGAGCUUCGCGGUUGGCGAGACCAAGGAGCAGAAGAAGAACGCGUUCGAGAGACUCUACGACGCAGCCGUCAAGGCUCUGCAGGCGACGAAGAAGCCGGCGAUCGCCGCGAUUCUGGUCGCCGCGCUGCUGAUGUACGACCCCGCCUCCGCAUUCGCUGCCUCGGGUGGGAGGAUAGGCGGUGGGUCCUUCUCCCGCUCCUCUUCCUCGUCGUCGAGGAGUUACUCCGUGCCUCGCGGCUCGCGCUCGGGUUCCUCCUACUCCGCGCCUUACUACGGCCCUUCCCCGUUCGGCGGUGGAGGAAUUUAUGUUGGGCCGGCAGUCGGGGUUGGAGUUGGUGCUGGCUCUGGUUUGUUCUUAAUACUGGCUGGUUUCGCUGCCUUUGUAUUGGUCUCCGGGUUUCUAUCCGAUCGAGACGAAGGGGGAAUUCUGGCAGCUACGGAGAAAACCAGCGUGCUCAAGCUUCAGGUUGGUUUGUUAGGAAUGGCACGCUCGCUUCAGAAGGAUCUUAAUAAGAUUGCAGAAGUUGCAGAUACAUCUUCCUCGCAGGGUCUAAGCUAUGUAUUAACAGAGACUUCACUUUCAUUGCUACGCCAUCCUGAUUAUUGCAUCUCAGCCUAUUCAGCUGUAGAUGUGAAGCGAAGCAUGGAGGAUGGUGAGAAACGGUUCAACCAACUUUCUAUUGAAGAACGGGGAAAGUUCGAUGAAGAGACGCUUGUUAAUGUGAACAGCAUCAAGAGGCAGAGCACCAAAAGCCAGAGAGCAAGCGGCUUUAGCAAUGAAUACAUAGUGAUAACAAUCUUGGUAGCAGCCGAGGGGGUGCACAAGUUACCUGCCAUUAACAGCGUCGGAGAUCUGAAGGAAGCUCUGCAGAAGCUCGGCGCAAUUCCGUCUCGCAGUAUACUCGCAGCUGAGGUACUGUGGACGCCUCAAAAUGAGAACGAUGCACUAUCAGAACGAGAACUACUCCAAGAUUACUCGCUUCUGAGGCCAUUGUGAGAGAGCUCUAAAUUACAUAUAAACGCACAAAGCUUUAGUUGUCUUUGACCUCCUAUUGCAGGUGCAGGUUUUUCUGGCGAAAGGCUAUACUGCAUUGUACUGAGACUUGUAAAUAAGGGUGUACUAUUGUCUGUACAUACAUGAUAUGAUACGAAUUUAUUUUUCUAUGGAUAUAUAGUUUUUUACUUUUAUCUUCUAGUUGCAAUUUAUUCUGCAUCUGUUGGUAAUUAUUAGGGGCGGAGCCAGGAUUUAACGAUCGGG